AUGUCUGAGUUAAAGUGGACUACGAAACAAAUAAUAACAUUUUUAAACGUUUUUCAAAAUUAUCCUUGUUUGUGGGACGUUACGUCGAAAGACUAUUUAAAUAAAAACUUUAAAGAGGUGUCGUACAACAAACUAUUAGACAACUUACACAUGUCAGAUAUACCAGGAUCACUUGAUUCUUUGAAAAAAAAAAUAAAAAGUUUACGUGAUACCUACCGCAAGGAAUUGCAAAAGGUUCAAAAAUCAAAAAAAAGUGGUGCCGGUGCAAAUGAUGUAUACAAGCCAAAGCUUGCAUGGUUUUCUUCAGCUGAAGUAUUUUGGCAACGGUCUAUCAUAGGUAGAGAAUCAUCUUCAAAUUUGGUAAGUAAAUAG
This is a messenger RNA of Macrosiphum euphorbiae (potato aphid), 372 nucleotides long. NCBI's taxonomy places the organism in Eukaryota, Metazoa, Arthropoda, Insecta, Hemiptera, Aphididae. The record is from the annotation of a GenBank genome assembly.